Molecule: messenger RNA, 1236 nt
Organism: Pelagomonas calceolata
Lineage: Eukaryota; Pelagophyceae; Pelagomonadales; Pelagomonadaceae
Source: the annotation of a GenBank genome assembly
GCGCCCGGUUGUCGAGGGCAGCCUAUUUAGCGGAGCGCAGACGCAAGGGCAGCCACCAUGGCCCUCGAGCGCAACCCCGCCAUCGAGACGGACCCCUUCCGCGGGAGCGAUGACGCCAUCAAGCAGCAGGCGAAGAUCGACUUCAUGCGGCGGCGCAACGCGGACCGCGUGAAAAGACUGCUCAACUCCAAGCAAAGAGCCAUCGGCGCGGACCCCGCGGCGCUCGCUAGACAAAUCCAGGAGCGCGAAGAAGCGAAAUUAGAGGAGCAGGAGGAGACGCAGGCCUACGUCGAGUACGAGGCCCACAUGCGAGAUGUGGUGGAGGAGCGCGAGCAGAGCUUUAAAGCCCAAGACCGGGAGUUCGAACGGUCGCUGGCCAAGGAGUGGGACGGCGAAGUGGCCGAGCGGGCGGAGCGCCGCGCGAAGAUUGCUUCGGAGGACCUGCGGUGUGAUCCCGCGAAGACCGGCCCCGCGGGCGCCCAGGUCUUCGAGGGCGAGGAUCCCACCGCUGAGGAAAGAACUAAACUCCAGAACUUGAACGUGCGGUCGUGGCUCGCCCAGCAAGAAGCGGAGAAGGCCGCGCGCGUCGACGAGGAGAAGGACGAGCUCCUGAGAUAUGCGGCCUACGAAAGGUUCGUGGCGGCGGAACGGGCGGAUCUCGAGGACGAGGAGAACGAAGAAAGAAGCAGGGUCCGCUACGAGCUUCGUGUGAAGAACGAGGAGGACGCCGAGAGGAGGAGGCUUGUUGCUGAAGCAAGAAAGCGGGAGGUGGCUCUUAUUGAAGCUGCCGAGAUCGAUCGGCGCCUGAGCGAUCCGGAGUUGUGCGAGAACACGGCUGUUGCGAGAUCAGCGUUGGGUGCCCACCGCUACCGGCCCGAUCAUUUCAAGGGCUUCGCGCGGGAACAAGUGGCGCAGUUGUUAAAGGAGAACGAUACACUAGUCGAGGAGAACUACGCCGCCAAGUCGGAGGAGAAGCAGAUCGACGACGACUACGACGCGUCGCAAGCCGAACUACUACGAUUGGCUCAUGACGAGGAGGAGCGCUACCGCCACGACGUCUGGAGGCGCAACAAAAAGUACGAGGACGACGUCGUCGCCCAGCGCGCGGCGGAGCGCGAGCGGCGUCGCAAAUCCGAUAGGGACCGCUUCGGCGCGAUCGCGCCGGGCGGCUUCCUCGACGGCUUCGGCAAGUCGGCGCGGUAGACUUGGUAGAGUGGCUAAGUUACUAUCACACAU